Messenger RNA from Silurus meridionalis, 2172 nucleotides. Its product is annotated as alpha-2,8-sialyltransferase 8F-like. Bases 570 to 1622 code for a protein of 350 amino acids. The transcript has 7 exons. Gene Ontology annotation, biological process: N-glycan processing; oligosaccharide metabolic process. NCBI's taxonomy places the organism in Eukaryota, Metazoa, Chordata, Actinopteri, Siluriformes, Siluridae. Gene Ontology annotation, molecular function: alpha-N-acetylneuraminate alpha-2,8-sialyltransferase activity. The record is from RefSeq and is a predicted model, not a curated record.
UCGAUUAUACACAUGGCCAGUUACCCGUCUCAUUAAUCUACCAGAGAUAACAGAUGUGGAUGACACCAAGAUCAAACCGACAGACUUUUAACUAAGAAUUAGGAGCAAAUAUGCUAUGCAUAUUUGGGGGCCGCAGUGUAAGAAAGGAUUCCUAUUCAGUUGUAUUUCCACGCUUCACCACUAGAGGCAGACAUACAGUUUACCAAGCAAUGACAAGCUACCUAUGACAUCACAGUGCACCGUCCUCCAUCAAGAGUAUAAAAGGCCAGAACACGGAGCCGCGGCAUGCAUUCUGUAUCACGCAACCCACUGAACAGCAGCAAGUAGAAGACAGCAAGAAUCACCUUGUAUACAAUCAAUUCUAUACCCAGUAGAGUGUCCUGUAUCGUGUUUUUACUGACACGCUGGGGCGAGUACAAUCCCCUAAUUAGCGCAAACCAGAUAGCAAGAAUACUUAUAUGGUCCUUUGAGCUAGAGAGGAAACUUCUUAACAAGUGUACUGUAUUAUCUAUGAUCAUACACGUUUGUAAGAACCACAAGCUAGAGAGGCUAACGGAACACAUGCAGAUAUGAAGAUUCAAAUUGUAAGACUGCUAUACAUCUUUUUUUCGUCAUCUUUCCUUAUUGCACUGCUUUGGCACUACUAUAGUCAGAGGGAUGCAGCUCCCAGCACUCCACACAGCGUUACAAAUAAAAAUCCUGCAAUAAACAAGAAAAAUGACAGUUCUUACAAGCUGUUAGGAAAUGACAUUUUCAAAUGGGAAAAACAGGAGAACAACAUUCAAUCAUUCAGGUCACUUCUCAGCAGCAGUUGCAAUGCGAUUUCCAAUGCAGUGGUUACACAAGAGAACUCGCCUGUGGGAACAAAUAUUUCUUAUGAUGCAGCUAAAAAAAAAGCAAGAGUGACACCAAACCUCUUUGACAUAUUCCCCAAGGAGAGCCCCUUUAAAAAAGCACCAUGGGAUACAUGUGCUGUAGUUGGCAAUGGAGGCAUCUUAGCCAAAAGUGGUUGUGGAAAACAAAUCGACUCUGCCUCAUUUGUCAUCAGGUGUAAUCUUCCUCCAGUGAGCAAUGCACAUGAAAAAGAUACAGGAAACAUAACUAACCUUGUUACAGCCAACCCUAGUAUCCUCUUUGAAAAGUACCGAGCAUUAAAUUUCCGUCAGCGGCGAUUUGUGACGGAUAUGCAGGUGUAUGGGGACUCUCUAUUCCUUCUGCCGGCCUUCUCAUUUCAACAGAAUACAGCUGUUUCUCUGCGUGCCCUCUACUCACUGUCAGACUUCAGCAACAAUGGUCCACGGGCCAUUUUUUUUAACCCGAGUUACCUGAGGAAUCUGACAGGCUUUUGGCGUGGACAGGGAAUUCGAUCAGUGCGCCUUAGCACUGGUAUUAUGAUGGUCAGCUUGGCACUGGAACUGUGCAACAAUGUCAACCUCUAUGGCUUCUGGCCCUUUGGAACACACCCACACACCCACCAGCAACUCAACAAUCACUAUUAUGAUAACAAACCAACAAACAAGAGAAUGCACUCCAUGCCAGUUGAGUUUAAGGUCUUGCAGAAUCUCCAUAACAUGGGUGUGAUCCACGUGCACCUAGGGGAAUGCACAAAUGAGCAAGAAUAGAACAUUUAUAUGUCAACAAAGGUACUACUUCAUAUAAAGACACAUCAAGAUGAAAAGAUUUAGGGAUAUAUAGUUUUUUCUCAUUGUUUCCUCAAGGUAUUGUUUUCUGGUAGAAAACUUUUUUACAUUCACACUUUAAAGGCUUGACUUUAAAGAACUCAGAGUUUACAGGUAGAAAAGAGCCUAGACCUAGUCAUGGUUUAUUGUAAUGUGUUUCUUUUUUCCUCCUGGUAACAAGUUUACCAACUAUCUUAGAAAAGAGGUCUUAAUUUUUUUCAUGUUUUAGGAGAAACACACUCCAAAGAGUGUUUCUAUAAAAGAAGUGAAUGUAAAGAUGCUUCAGGAAUUAUCCGGAAGUUUCUUUAGACAGUAAAACAAUUGAACAAUUAGAUAUAAAAAGACCAAAGUUGACUGCAAAGAGAAUCUGCAGAUUCUGCACAAUCUAGCAGCCAGUUCUAUUUUAUCUACAGUUUUGUUGCUAUUAUGUGCUUUAGAAUCAGAAUUAAGGAAGCUGCUGCAAACAGAGUGAACAUUCUUAUCAGCACUGUCA